CGAGCCGCGGAGGGGCAAAGGACCUGUGCUCCGCCCCCGUGGCGCGCCGAGCAGCAGACGACGACGCAGCGCCGGCAGCAGCAGGAGGAGGAGCUGCUGCCAUGGCCUCGUCCAGCGACGGCCGCCAUGGCCCUGGACCGGGCCCGGCCGCUGCCGCUGCGACUGCGACUGAGACUGCGACUGAGACCACGACUGCCUCUACCGUCGUCGACGUCGCCGAUGACGCCCGCGCGCCGCCCCAGAGCCUCGAACCCGCGUCCGAGGGAGAGCCGCGCGCAGCCACGACCGCCGCCACGCAUCAAGACCCUUCAUCAAGCUCUGCGCCGCCUGCCCCGACGGUCGCGCCCGCCUCGGCCGAGCCCACCCCUGCUGCGCCUGCCACGACGGCCACUUCUGGCGACACGGCCGUGACGCCUGCCGCGUCUGGCGCAGCUGCGACGCCUACGUCAGAUGGGCCUACCGGUGCAUCGCAGCCGUCGCUCGAGCCCAAGGCCGCCGCCGCCUCUGCACAACAGACGGCUGACAUCGCGCAAACUCCAGCACCGGCACCUGUGCCCGCCCGGCCGUCGACGCCUCCUUCGACCAAACCACCUACCGUCAACCCUGACCAACCUUCAACACCUCGAGCGGCUGCCAUCAACAGGCCCAACCCCAGCAGAGGCGACACUCACGUUGACGAGCCCAUGCCAGACGCUCCCGCUUCUACGCCGGCCAACGCGCCAGGCACGGAUUCACAGGGCGUCCAAGACCAGGUUCAGAACCAAGUGCAGCUCGCUCAGCAGCAGCAGCAAAACGCCGGUAUGCAGCAGCAAAACGACGACCAGUACCCGCCAUCGACCCCAUUCACCCCAGCGGCCAUCUCCAACCUCGAUCAACAGGCCUACAUGAUGAUGGCCUUCAUGUCCGGCGCCCAGAACGCCAUGUCGCCCCCUCCCACCGUGACACCCUCCCAAGUAACCCUCCCCAACCCGCUGGAUAGUGAGCUCAACGGCUUUGCCGUGAACAGCCUGCGUCAGGCAGCUGCCGACAAGGGGCUCGAGUCGUUUGCACGCAUCGAGUUCGCCGACAGCGUUUUCCAGAUGACCACAUACGCAGUCAUCAUCGGCAGAGAUCAGCGAGCCCUCGAGCAGGCCCGCCGCGACGAGAAGCGCGCCGAGGAGCACAAGCGCAGGAUAGAAGAAAACGCCAGCAAGGGCCUGCCGCCGCCCUCCCCAAUUCACCAGGACCGUAGCAAAUUUAGCAAAUCCUACGUCAGUGAGGAAGGUGGCAUGCUGGGUCCCGAGUCCGAUAGCGAAGAGAAUGGCCGACCCGCCAAGCGCCGCAAGACCAGCACCACGGGAUCCUCGCAAAAGGACAACGACGAGUCCCAGGAGAACAUGAUCUCCAACCGCCAGUACGUCUCGCACACGCCGGGUGCCGCAGCCGUCGACCUCACCUCGCUGCGCCCAUCUCCCUGGCACGUCCCCUUCAUCGGGAUCCAUUCCCCCGGCCCGGAUAUUGCGAGCAAGACCAAGGCCAUCUCUCGGGAGCAUUUAAGGAUUGCCUAUAACCAAAAGGAGGGUGUUUUUGAGGCCAUUCCGCUCCACAAGAACGGUUUCUUCUGCGAGGAUAUCCAUUACAAAAGCGACAAGGUCGUCCUGCAUUGCGGCGACCGGCUGCAGAUCAAGGACGUGGACUUUCGCUUCAUGAUCAACGGUGUCGAGCGAGGAUGCACAGGUGCUGAGGAGUACAAAGAAGAGGAGCCAGCCGCCAAAAAGCGAAAGACUCACGGCGGCAAGGAAAUGAGCUUCGAUUUCGAGCAGUCGCACGGCAACGGCGAGAUUCAGAGCACCAGCGACGAACUUUCGGACGUCGAAGUCAGUCCCCCAGAGCUGUCUGACUUUGGCGAGGAUGCCGAAGGUGACGAGGCGGAAGAGCCGGCAGCAGAAGUCGCAGAGGCCGCAGGGGAGCCGCCGCCAGAGGUGAAAUCCGAGCCUGUGCCCGUACCUGAAGAACCAGUGAUACCGCAGAUACCCAAGAAACGAGGACCUGGACGGCCACCAAAGAACGGCGUCAUGUCGAAGCGCGAGCAGCGCUUACUCAAGAAGCAGCAGCAGGAGAUGGCCAAGAAGACGUUGCCACAGGCUCCACCCGUUGAACCGCCGGUUAAGCGCAAGGUCGGCAGGCCGAGGAAACAUCCACUGCCAGAGAACGCGGGAGACAGGCCGGAGAAGCGCAAGUACAAGCCGAGAAAGCCAAAGACGGAAGACGGUGCCGAAGGAUCCGACGCCGAGAGGCGUGCGAGGGAGAAGAAGGACAAGAAGGUCCGACCCAAGUCCCCGCCCUUGGAGCUCAAGAUCGAGGACUACACGGAGGAGCAGCUGCAGAAGCCGAACAAGAACUACGGUGUCUUGAUCGACGAGACUCUGACGGCGGCAGGCCCCGACGGCCUUACGCUCAAGCAGAUUUACAAGCGCAUCUGUCAGCGGUAUCCCUGGUUCUACUUUCACACAGAAACAAAGGGUUGGGAGAGCAGUGUCCGCCACAACCUCAUUGGGAACGAAGCGUUCAAAAAGGACGAAACGACCAACUUGUGGUCUCGUGUUCCUGGCGUCGAGCUCGAUGCCGGCAAGAAACGCAAGGCCACCUCUCCCGAUCGCGCACUGGCUGCCCAGGGGUACGGCCCGUACUCGUAUCCCUUCAACGCCGCUCAGCAUCUACCACCUGGCGCACCCGGCUUCCCUCCUGGCCAAGUGCCGCAUGGAUACCAGAUACCCCAGUUCCCGGGCCAACCUGGUCAGCCCGGGCAGCAGCAGCCGCCUCGGCCGAUGCAGCCGUACGGCAGCUCUGCCUCGCCACCCACCGGUCCUCCUCCCGUGGCAGCCGCCCAGCCUCCGCCUCCAGCACACGUUCCUGGAUACGGGCCACCUCCUGCGCCUGCUCGGCCGCAGCUUGGAGGACCCCAGCCUGGGGCAUACAGCUCCCCCUACGCGUCUCGACCGCCGCCGCCACCGGCCAUCGCUCCUGUCAAGACGGAAGACGGUGCGGCUCUCACGCCCGCCCCCGUGGCAGCCCAGCCGACUGCCGCGGCGCCAGCUUCUGUCUCAGUUACCCCCGCCGCUGCCGGGGCGAGGCCCGUCGCCGGUCCAGCACCGACCUCGCAGCCAGCGGCGGCCUCGGGGUCCCGGCCCUCGGCGACCUCGGCAACACCGCCUGCUAAUGCGCCGCCUAGACCGGUCAUUGAUCCUCGCCUUCUGACCGCCGUGGUCAGUCUUAAGACCGGGUUGGUGGAGAGUCUCAAGAAGGCCCGGAGCCCCAACGCGGAGGCCAUCGUCAUGUCCGCCCUCAACCGAUGCAUUGGGCUCAAAACCGCAGCCACAGAAAAUGACAAGAUGGAGGCCAUCUGUAUCAAGGGCAUUCGGCAAGUCAUUGAGGGCUUCACAAAGAAGAACAGUCCGACUCCAGGGGGGACCACGACGCAGCCGGAUAUUCCCGUCAUCUUCGAGACCAAGGUGUUUUCGUCCCUGACGGGCUUCAAAGACGUGUCUGUGAGGGCAUUAUCAGCACGGCUGGGGGCUUCUCGUGCGGAAGCGGUGACACUUUCGUCCAUCGACCGAGUCCUUGGCCUCGCGGACGCAAGCAUCGUUGCCCCGCCAGAAGAGGGCGAGCAGGGCGGCAACUUUGAGGGUGUUGAGCAGCACCUGAUGAAGUCUUUGCGGCAAUUGCUGCGGGGCAUGAACCAGCAGCUCCAGGAACCCAAAUAGAGCGAGCGUUGUACGCGCGGCGGAGGAUCUCCUUGGCGGUCCCGUUGGGAUAUUCUCUGCGGGGAUACAUGUCUACUAGUAUGUCGGCGCACGCGAGUGGGGUCGCUUCAAAUGAGGCCAGCAAAUGUUUUUAUGUGACGCGCGGGUCAUCUCUCGGCAAGGACCGACCGGUCAUGGUCGGAGAGCCUGAGCUCAAGUCGCGGUCGAGAGAGGGUUGUGCGCCCAUCACGUUGGCGGUACUCAACAUAUAUCCAGGUAGAGCUAUUGGCCCGGCGUUUUGUAGUUUGGCGCGAGGGUAGCGACGUUAUUGAAAAAACAAA
Molecule: messenger RNA, 4063 nt
Organism: Purpureocillium takamizusanense
Lineage: Eukaryota; Fungi; Ascomycota; Sordariomycetes; Hypocreales; Ophiocordycipitaceae
Exons: 1
Coding region: 102-3743 (1213 amino acids)
Biological process (GO): regulation of ribosomal protein gene transcription by RNA polymerase II
Cellular component (GO): nucleus
Molecular function (GO): DNA-binding transcription factor activity; protein binding; sequence-specific DNA binding
Source: RefSeq, a predicted model, not a curated record